AUGGAUAGCUCAUCUCUCACUCCCCCCUCAACUUCUGCCCCUCUAACCAACGCCCUGGCCACGGCCUCGCCGACCAGAUAUGGCGGCUAUGGCACUGUAGGAGGGCCGUCGGGGCCCGGUGGGGUAGGCACGAACGACCCGUCGUCGCUGUUUCCCCGGGCCCUGGGGCAGGUGCAGCUCGGGGACAACGAGCUGGACGAGAUAUAUGCCUACUGCUUCGACCGCGGCAACGGGCAGUAUACGAGACUCAUCCCGGCCGACAUGCUGCCGCCUCUCCAGGACAUCCCGGCCCUCCAGCAGGGCUGUGUCGGAAUGAAGGUCUUGCCCGUGCCACGGGGUCUUGCUCCAAACGGCCGUUCCAGCAACUCAGAGCGAGUUGCUCUUCAGCCGCGACCGAACCCUCUUGUUAACAACCCUGGCGACCCCAUCCAGUCUCACAUCGACAGCAUCAUCGCGCUGUCUCCACCACCCGCCUCGCAGAAGCGACCGAAGAUCUACUGCGACAAAUGGGUGCACGAAGGCGUCUGCGCUUUCACGCAACAGGGCUGCAAGUACAAGCAUGAGAUGCCCUUCGACAAGGCGACCCAACACUCACUCGGCCUCUUCCACGGCCUGCCUGCCUGGUGGAAGAAGCACCAGGCCGAGUUGGCACGCCAGCGAGACCUAGUGGAUGCAUCGGACCAGCCGGUCGCGGUGAGCAGCCGCGACCGCAGCCUGUCGGGGCCAAAUCGGCUCACUGCGAACCCUUGGAGACGCAUCCCCAGUGUUGGGCCUAACCCAAUCCAAUACUCCUCGCCAUUCGGCCCCAUCGGACCGCCGCCCCGCAAACCAGCCGAUGAGUCCAGCCCUGACCGGCUCACGCGCGGGAUCGCGGACAUGAACCCCUUCUCCAUGCUCCGACAUGUGGAUGAGAACGGGGAUGACGACAACGAGGAGGGCGUGAGACUCGCCUGA
Phialemonium atrogriseum is the source of this 954-nucleotide messenger RNA. RefSeq lists its product as uncharacterized. Bases 1 to 954 code for a protein of 317 amino acids. The transcript is spliced from 4 exons. Gene Ontology annotation, molecular function: metal ion binding. The record is from RefSeq and is a predicted model, not a curated record. Lineage: Eukaryota; Fungi; Ascomycota; Sordariomycetes; Cephalothecales; Cephalothecaceae.